Amphiprion ocellaris (clown anemonefish) is the source of this 6354-nucleotide messenger RNA. It is a transcript of the gene vgll4b, whose product is annotated as vestigial-like family member 4b. Gene Ontology annotation, molecular function: transcription coactivator binding. Lineage: Eukaryota; Metazoa; Chordata; Actinopteri; Pomacentridae. The record is from RefSeq and is a predicted model, not a curated record. The coding region runs from base 410 to 1360 and encodes 316 amino acids. The transcript is spliced from 5 exons. Gene Ontology annotation, biological process: negative regulation of DNA-templated transcription.
CGCGUAAAACAUCCGUGAUAUUUGAGGCGCUCCGGGGAUUUAGCGAGCAUGCCCAGUGCGCCCCUCUCCGCCCGCAGCAGAGGAAACCACUGGUGCAGUAGGAGUCAUACCAAGCAUAGCCUGCGUGUCAGUGCAGUCGACUUACAGCUGGCUGUGAGGACAACUGACGCUACUCUUUUUUUUUGUUUGCUCUUUGUCACCGCUAUACCCAUAUUUCAAAAAAAAAAAAGUAUCCAAACUAAUUGAUAAUAACCGCGAGAACUUUUUCCGGGGUUGUUUAAUUGCCGGGGUUUUGUAGAAAACUAGAAGUUGGAGGCUGGGCCUUUAGCUUUUUGACCGUCGCUUGAGAGGAGAAGAGAAAAAAAAAAAGCUGGUCUUUUUUGUGGGGGUGAAAAUAAAAGCUCGAUAAAUGCUACUAACGAAAAUGGACCUGUUGAACUACCAGUACCUGGACAAAAUGAACAACAACAUUGGCAUCCUCUGCUACGAAGGUGAAGCAGCUUUGAGAGGGGACCCCAGACUCCAGUCCCUGUCCCUAUCCUCCUCUUCCUCCUCUUCCUCUUCGUCGUCAUCCUCCUCAUCUUCCUCCUCCAUCUCUAGCCACAGGACAGGUCCUCCUCCCAUCAGCCCUACCAAGAGGAAGCUAAGUGGAGACCAGGGGGACAGCGACAUGGACGAAAACGAGCAUGUGGCAAAGAUGAGUCGACUGUUUGCUGCACAGCUAAAACCUAAUGGAGACUAUCGCAGCUCUGCCAUCUCCAAGGACCAGAGCCGGAGCCCCAUUGAGCGUGUGGUGGUGCCCAGUGCUAUGGGCAACCACCUGUACAGUCACACCCAUCACCAUCACCACCACCACCUGGCCAGCUUAGCUGGCAUGGACCAGCCACUGGCACUUACCAAAAACAGCAUGGUGGAGUCGGCACGCAGUACCACAGCAACUAUGGCCACAGUGCCACACACAGUCAGCGCAGUGGAACGCCAGCAGAAUCGUCCUUCAGUGAUCACAUGUGCUCCAGCCAACAACCGCAACUGCAACUUGUCUCACUGUCCAGUGUCCCACAAUGGCUGCUCCAACCUCACUAACAACUACAGGAGAAUCAAUACCAACACAGCCUGCGAUCCUGUGAUCGAGGAACAUUUCCGCCGCAGCCUUGGGAAGAACUACAAGGAGCCAGAGCCCACUGCCACCAACUCGGUGUCCAUCACAGGCUCAGUGGACGACCACUUCGCCAAGGCGCUAGGCGAAACCUGGCUGCAGAUCAAAAACAAGGGGAGUCCCUCGUCGUCCGGCAGCAGCCCAAACUCCUCUCCCGACAGUCACAUGGUCAAUCACAACCACUCCCCUUCUGUCGUCUCCUGAAGGAGGAGGGAAUUGCGCCCCCUUUCCCCAACCCCUCCAAUCAUCCCGGCUCCAACAUCCAUGGCUCCGUCACUUUGGUCUGUCACCAGCUUCCCAGAGGGAAUGCCUGCCUGCUGGUCUGCUAAAAACAUCCAAAACCCUCAAGCCUGUUCUCUCACUGUGCACUCACAGAGGAUCAAUCAAGCAAUAACGACAUGGUCAUUUUCCCCUUCUGCCCUCUGGUAUGUUAAUGCCAGACAAUAAUCAGCAAUGAGUGAUGAGGGUUGGACUUGGGACUUGACUGGAGCAUCAUCUUGCUCCUUCCAGUCAUUCAUCAUCCCUGCAUGUCAAGCUUGGAGCUGAGAGAGUGUCUGUAGUUAGAUGUACAUAAAGAGAGAGAGGAAAGGCGGUGUUUUAAUUAUUAAUUUUCUUUUUUUUUUUUGUUUAUUUCUUUCUUUAACAGUAGUUUUGUGUACUGCUUUUGCAUUAUGAGAUGCCUGACAUUUGAAAGAACAGAUAAGUGAGAAACAGGAGAAAAUAAUCACAAACCACCUGACUGUGCUACCAAAGAAACCUCAGACACUGAUGUUUAUCAAUGCCCACCUCGAACACAAAACAACAAAAAGCCGUUUUGUAAUCACGUCCUUCUGUUUUAUCCUCUUUCACUCUCACCAUCCUUCUGUCUCCUGUGUACGUGUUCUGGUGGUUUUGUUACUGUAUGUUUAUACUUAGGCGAUCGACUUAGUUUGAUUUGCACUACUGCCAUAGAGGGUAAAGGGUGGCAUGUCAAUUUUGUAAUCUGGCACUGAACUUAGAAAGCUGAUUUUGAUACAGUUAAGUAUUAUUAUUUACUUGAUCUCCUAUUAACUCCUAAGGCUUCACCUACAUUGUUAUGCAUUAUUUACUGAAGGCAUUUCAGAAAAAUGGGAAACACCCACCAGGGGAGUUGGGCAGUAGACACAUUCUGCAGAAUCUGUUUGGUUACCAUAAAUCCUGCUAUAAAAUUACAAUUAAUCGUCACAUCACUGCUACUUCAUUAGUGCGGCUGUUAUCUAAAAACAAAUGCUUCCGUGAUAAGAGACCAUAAAUGAAAAAUCUAGAGGUUCUUGCUAUAGUGCUGUUGCCCAAACAGCUAUUUCCAACAAGUGGAAGCAGGACAGUUUGUUAACCAAACUGAUCCAUCCCCAAGAGCACUUCAGUAUGUGUGGAGAGCUCUCUGUAUGAAGGGCAUGGGUAUAAAUAAACAGAUCAAUUGCAGGAGGGACUGGCCAUUCUUCAACUUCCAUCACAAAAACAUUUAUCUCAGUGGAUACUGAUAGGAGCAUUAAUCAUUCAAGUGCUAUGUUGUGCUGCUUUCCCAAAACAAACUGUAGAAGUGAGGUGAAUUAAGAAUAAGCUUAUGUUUCACCUUUUAUCCUAACUUGUUUAUUCGAUCUAAAAGCACCAUGACAAUUGUAAGGAAGGAGAAACAAGAUGGAAGAUAAAUUCACUCAUUGUACUUGGAACACAUGGCCACCUUCAUCAUUCAUUUGCAGAGGAGAUAAAAUAGAUAACAUGAUAGCUAUCGGAACUCCUCAGAGUGUAUUGGGAUUGUAAAUGCAUCAAACUGCCCAGCCCUCCAUAGCAGCUCAUGUUUAAAUUAGCAUUAUUGAUUGGUAGCAGACCAACAAAAUUACUGCUCGUAAAAUCACUGCCGUUUGGUUUACAAGCAGUCGGGUUAUCAAAUGAGCGAACUGUGGUGCUGGUGGACUUCACAGAGAGGAGAUUAGGGCUGAAAACACAGUCGAACAACCUGCAGCGUGUUGAGGGUUGGGCUUUGCUGAACAAUGUGCUUUGAUGUGUUUCACAGGCUUAACUGCUGACAGUGAUGAGGAGAGAGAUGACGCUGCAUGUCACUUUGUGGUUGAAAAAAAAAAAAGUCUGGUUUCUCGACUGGGAGAGAGAAGAUUAUUCAGAUCUCUUCAAACAUGCCUUUGUUUUUGUUAACUCUUUGAACACGGGUGUUGUAAUUAUAUUUGGCUUACACCCUGCUAUCCUUCCCUCCCUCUCCUACACACUGUGGUUUGGUAGAGUUCUACAAGGUUUUUUUUGGGUAAAUUAAUGCUUUUUCAGAUGCAUGUUUUUUUUUUUUUGUGUUUGUUUUUAAAUAGCUGGUAUCUAUUAGUGUUUUUAGCAUUUCAAACUUAACUAUUAUUAGCCUUUUCAUUCAGACGUUAGUUACUUCUUUCGUUGUCAGUAACAGACAUAGACACUAUACACUCACUGCUGGGUCAGUUGUACUCCAUAUUAUUAUUGUUAUUGUUAUUAUUACGAUUUUGUAUUUUUGUUUUCCAUUAAUAUCAGUAUGGUAACAAACAUCUAUAGUGGGGCAGCCUCCGGACAGGCUCUGUUAAAUGAUGAGAGCUGCGUUUCUCAAAUCCAUCUCAGCACAAUAAGCGGCCAGCUCAUUCCUGCAGCAGAGCGAUCGUUCUUGUGGGUAGUUGGCUUUGGGAUGCACAGCUCAUAAAGGGUUUCUUAAGAUGUUGAUCCAUCGGUGGUACAGGAUGCUACAGCCUUCAGCGCGACUGAGCUGAGACACCAAAUCGACACAAUAGUCAGCUGUUUGUUUUCUCGAAAAUGUCCUAGCCUGAAGCUGAUUAGUCUAUUUGUCUACCCUCUUAAAAUCACCGCUUUCACACCAGCCUUUAUCCACGUAUUGUAACACAGUACUUGGUAAAUAACAAGCUGGAUGACUGGGGUGGUUUGGGGGAGUGAUGAACGUCUAUCCUGAAAUUGUUACAUUCAAGAGAAAAAUGACAUCACAGAAAUAGCAUGUGUAGAUCUAGCAGAGAGAUGCUAGCUAGAAAAAAAACACUUGGCUGAAAAAUUAGUUUACCUGAAUUUAUGGUGUGAUUUUACAGCUUUUUCAACCUUCAUAAGCUGACUUUUUGUGUUCUGAUAGGUGUCCAGAUCUUUUUUUGUAUUUCAAUGUUAUCUUUUCUGAAGAACAUUGUUUCGUUCCUGCAGUUAAACUAGACUAUUACGGUCUAAGGAAAUUAAUUUCACUCCUGCACCAAGGUGGCAUACAUUCCUCCUGUAGGGAACUUUGUACAGGCCUCAUACACACUCAGUAUCUCCAUAUCAGCAGACAGAGCUAAUACCCAGCCAGCAUUAUGCAAAUUGGCCAUCUUGUACAGUAAUGUAAACAGAACUUUAACAUUUUCAAGACAUUUAGAACAUAGAGGACCGGAGCUGUAAUUGUAAUAGCAGGCAACAAAAAAGUUUAUCAAAAUCAUUUCAAGUCUGUGAGUUGAAGUGAGCAUGUGAGUCUAGGUUUAUAUUUGCUUUGGGUAAUUAUUAGGAAGUAUAGUGAGUACAUCCUUAGAGUUCUACACGUGGAACGUGUUCUACAAUGUCCACACAUUCCAUCCUCAGCUACCAAAACAGAUGUGACAGAAUCAGAAUUGAUUAACUUCAAGAAUAUCAGCUACCCCAAAUUUUCUCAAUCCACUGUAAUGAAUAAGAACACUAUAAUCUACAUAUGCUUUCUGUGAGCAGCCCAGAGUGGUUGGGAAGGAGAGUUUUAGAAGGCAGGUUUGUUCGGGGGGGGGGGGGGGGGUGGCUGAGCUUCAGGAGCUGAGCUUUUGUAAGCGCAACCUGUGAGCCAGAAGACAUUCACCUGCUACUGAAAGUCUCUUCAGGCCUCACAGCGACGCCUUCCCCUCCUCUCUCAAUCAGUUGGCCCUGGUUAAGAUCAGAUGUAGUUAGUGCCACGCUAGAAAACACGAGGGAAAAAGGCUUGGUGUCCAGAGGAUUUACUUUUUCUAUUAUUAUGCUUUCUCAUUAUCAUUUCACUACCACCCUGUAGGUAGGAGGCUCUCUUUAUGCUUCGGCACACACUCCCUACACACUGUAGGAAAAUCACUUAAUAAGAAAUACUUUUUUAUAAUAGGUAACUAUAAGACCAUCAUUACGCUGUGCGUAACGAAUGUACAGAGAAAAAAAUCGUAGGUAUUUUUUGAGGAACAAUUAAUUUGUUAAUGAUAUGUAGCUAUUUAAUUGUUGUUUUUCCCUGUCCUUCUAUUGUAAUCAUUGCAUUUUUCUUUUUUGUGAAAAAAGUUGAUCUUUUUUGUUUAUAGAGUUUGUCUUGUUAGCGUAAAGGUUCAAGUGCAGGAACACAGGAAACGUAUGAAACCACAAUAAGCCACAGGUGUGUCGGUGACAAUCGCUACUUCCAUCAGUCCCAUUUGUUCUGCAAUCACUUAACUUGUGUUCGAUCAUGUGACUUGUGAGACAUUUGAACAAAAGUUUUACUGAUGAGCAAGAAGACAUUGUUUUUUGUUUUUUUUUCUAAAGGCCUAUUGAGCAAUGUGCAUGUUUUGUAUUGAUGGAGCAUAAUGAUUUUGCCACUAGCCCAGUGCAUCUUGCUGGCCAUUUCCAAAUCAUUUCCAUUAAAUAUAUAUAUAUAUAAAUACAUAAAAAAACAUUAGUCAUGGGCUAGUAGGUAGGUCAGAUGUCCACCACUGAUUAUUUGAAACUUGGAUUUUGAAAGUGCUGGUGACUGUUUUUGGCCUACAGAUGGGAACUGAGCCACAAGUAAAACUAUGAGUCCGUUUGAAUUUGUUGUAAAACAUUGACCCUUCACCGAUGAAUAUUUUGUGCUUAAAGUUCAUCUGCUUUGGUGCCAGUCAGUGAGGCUGAGAUGAGCUUUUGGGGCAUCACACCCUGAAUCUGUUGUCGCAGUUCCCAUCUGUGGCGGCCGCUUUCUCAUCUGUAAUCAAGUUAACGUGAAAAUUGAGCAGAUAAAUCAAAGAGGAGUUGGUCUUUACUCUGACUGUACCACAUUUCCCAGGUCCUUUUUUGAAGUGGAAGUAGCAUGUACUUAGUGGUAGUAAUACUCUGAACUGUAAGAAAAUUUCUAUCAAGAAAACAGUUAAUUUGUGGCUCUGUGUCUCCUCCUACUAAAAAGGUUUUGGCAGGCCACCUUUUUUGUACGUAAAGUAGCCUUGAUGAACAAUAAAGUGCUUUUAAACCAC